CUAACCUUUAAGACUGUUUUUUCCCUUCUCUGCAACGCUGAUGUAACUGCACGGCGAGGCUAAGGUUAACGGAGGAAGGAGUGGCGCAAGAAGUAGCUGAAGACCAAAAACCAACCCUCUCAAGCCACUAGAGAUUGGAUUCUAUAAGCUCUCAAUGAUAUAAUGGAACCAUGCAGCAAAGAAAGUGUUGAUUUCUCGACAGAUCUUAAUAAGAAUAACUCCGUUUCUGCGACUAUUUCCGACCCAAAAAUUCUCGAUUGCCACAACUGUUUCAAACCCCUAUGUGCUCCCGUCUUUCAGUGUGAAAAUGGUCAUAUUGCUUGCUCUACCUGCUGUUCUAAAUUUGAGAACAAAUGUCACAAGUGUAGCAAAUGUUCAAUGGACAUUAUAUUACAACGUUGUAGAGUCAUUGAGAAUCUAUUGCAAUGUAUCGAAAUACCAUGCCCAAAUGAAAAACAUGGUUGCAAGGAGACAAUAACUUAUAGUAGAAAGAGAAACCAUGAAGAAGAAUGUGUCUAUGGGCCAUGUCACUGUCCUCAUCCAGAUUGUGACUUUGUUGCAAUACCAGAAGAGUUGUCCAAACAUUUCAGCAAUAAACACCGGAGUUCUCGGAUCAAAUUUUCUUAUGGCCAGUUCUUCACUCUCUCCUUGAAGUCUUAUGAUGAAACCAUUGUUCUUCAAGAGGAAAUGGAUGACAAAUUAUUUAUUCUCAAUCAUAGUUCUACAAUUCUGGGAACUGCAGUGAAUAUUAACAUCAUUGAUUCUAUUUCUUCGGAAUCUGAGUAUGGUUAUGUUAUUUGGGCUAAGUCCAAGAAAUGCUGUAUGAAGUUACAUGCCUCUGCAGAAAGUGUCCGACGGGUAACUUCCCCCAUACUUUCAUCAGAAUUCCUCAUGAUUCCAUCUGGUUAUAUUAAUUCUUCUCCAUCCACCGAACUAGAAAUUCGCAUAACAUUCAAGAUGCAAAUAUUCAUUCAAACAGUGUCCAGAAAGAGGAUUAUCCUGAAGGUGGAUAGUUUAGAUACAAUAGCCAGUGUGAAGGAGAAGAUUCACGACAAGAAUGUGCGCCAACAAUGUUUGUUCUUUGAUGGUAAGGAACUAGAGGACCUCCGCUCCAUCGCCGAUUACAACAUUAAAGAGAAUUCGAUCCUCCACCUCAUCAUUGGCCCCCCUCCUCCUCAGCCCCCAUUCCUGUUCCAUCAAUUUGGACUAUAAUCACCAUAGCAGUAGAGAAAUAAGACAUUAUUGAUAACAUUAGGAUUUGACUUUUUAUUUUUUUAUUUAUGGAUUUGAAUAAUGAUCUCUUUUAUAAACUAUUGUAAUAAAUUCAUCUACAAAUUCUUUAAACUCGUUGGAAAA
Messenger RNA from Lathyrus oleraceus (garden pea), 1356 nucleotides. RefSeq names its product E3 ubiquitin-protein ligase SINA-like 10. The record is from RefSeq and is a predicted model, not a curated record. NCBI's taxonomy places the organism in Eukaryota, Viridiplantae, Streptophyta, Magnoliopsida, Fabales, Fabaceae. Gene Ontology annotation, molecular function: protein binding; zinc ion binding. Bases 163 to 1212 code for a protein of 349 amino acids. The transcript is spliced from 4 exons.